AUGACUACUGAAGAAAUUAUUGUUCCAAAAUGUCAAGGCUGUUCAUAUUUAAUUGAAGAAGGGGCAGUAGUUGCAUUUGGCGAUUCAUUAUUUCAUGUCAAAUGUUUUAUUUGUGCAAAAUGUAAAGAAUGUGUUGAUGAUAAAACAAAUUUAUUACUUCUAGAAGAUGGAAGGCCUGUUUGUGACAAUUGUUCUUAUAAUUGUACUGUAUGUCAUGAAGUCAUUAGAGAUGAGGCUAUCAUGACUGGUGAAAAGGCUUAUCAUUCUCAUUGCUUCAAAUGUAUUUCUUGCUGCAAGAAGAUCGAAGAUUUGAUAUUUACACAAACUGCCAAGGGAAUUUAUUGUACAGCAUGCCAUGAAAAGCGAAAAGCUGAGAAGAAACGUCGAAAAAAUAAGACAAAUAUUGUAAAUGCAUCGGAGACAAUAGAAAAAUCACAGCAGACUUCUUGUAUUACUGUUUAUCCUGAGGAGGCCAGUAGCUUAUCUACAUCACCUGUAUUACCUACACCUGCUCGCUCUCGUGAAAACUCUCCACCACCAAAUAUGUCAGAAGCGCAAGUAAAUAAUAUAAGCAGCUCUAUUUUAUCAGAUUUAUCAUUAUCUUUCUUUGAUAAUGAGUCGACCGAACUUGCCAAUUUAUCUAAUUCCUUGGGUGUUAAUUUAUCUUUGAAAUCAAUAAAAGAUCAGGAAAAAGCGAGAGAUAGUACAGCACUUCGUAUCAACAGAGCUUCUGAAAUAUUACAAUCCUCAUUACGUACUUCUUCAUUAAAAAAUAUGGACCAACAUAAUGAAGAGAGUGAGACUUCUGUUGCUAUUAACUCUUCCUCUGAUGUGAAUACACUUAAACAAGAGCUUUCAGAAUUACGGUCUAGAAUGAAAGAACUUGAAACCAAUUAUAAAGUAUUACAGGAAGCAAGUCAACAAGCCCUUCUAGAUCUUGACCAAGUCAAAGAUGAUCUUGCAAAAGAAUUUAAUGUUAAGCAACAACUCGAAUUUACAAUUUUAUCACUGACAAAAAAAAAUGGGGGUGUUUUAUCUCGGAAGGAAUUAGACAAGCUUGCUUUAUUCAGAGUAGAGUUAGAACGAACAUGUAAAGAAAUGAUCAACUAUCGAGACAAAAUUGCUAAUACCAUUGAUCAAAAUAUAUCUAGCAGCUCUAUUUGUACAAAUUAUCAAAAAAAUCUCAAGAUUCAAAUCAAAUCAUUAAUACAGGAAAGAGAUUUAUUAAGAGCACAGACUAAAGAUUUACAAGUAUCAAGAGAUGACGUGAUACAUGAAAUGAUACUUCUCAAUACGAAAAAUGCUGAAUUAACCACAAUGAAUAAUGAUCUAUCUAGACGUGCUCUAGAAAAAGAAGAAACCAUUAUUAUUACAGCACCUAACAAUAAUAGUCAUUCACCUCCACUUUCUCCGUCUCAAUCUACAGAUACAACUAUUCCCACUAGGAUUCGGAAACCAUCCGAUGGUGGUUCAGUUGUUUGUAAUGUAUCCUCACAAAACAACUUUAUACCUGACCAAACACCUACACUAUUUCGUAUCAAAAAGAAGGGAAGCGCCAUGUUUGGUAUAUUAGGUGGUUCUGUCAGUAACACUAAAUCUGAAUCUUUAAACGGAAAUCAACAUCAUUCUUCUUCAAAACCAAGCAUCUAUAAUAAUCAUCUUCAUAGUAGCAGUGUACAAACUCUCAACUCUCAUUUCGAUACUAUUCACCAUAAUAGUGGUACAGUAGGACGAGCGUUUACCAAGAAUAAGGCUUAUGUAGAAUCAAAUAGCUCUUUAUCACAGCAUACCUCUAAUACUCAACAACAGCAGUCCUCAGGUGAUCACUCGUUUCAACCAAUGUCCUUUUUGAGACCUGUCAAGUGUGGAGCUUGUGGGGAUAAAAUUUGGGGUCGAAGUGAAUAUCGUUGUGAAGGCUGUGGCUUUUCUUCUCACUCUCGUUGUCUAACUAAAGUACCACAGCAAUGUACUGCUGCAGCACUAGCAACCAGUAGUAGUCUAGAAUUAACAUCUUUGACAUCCACAGAGGGUAUACAUCCUUCAAUUAGUUCAUCUAGCUUAUUAUCAACAAGCCAUGAAAGCAGUAUAAAUAAGCCAUUACCAAUACCUAAAAAGUCUAUUUCAGAAAGCAAUCUUUUUGGUAUUGAUCUCACAGAGCGUGCACAGUUUGAGAAUAGAACAGUGCCUUUGAUUGUAGAACAAUGUAUUAAAGAAGUUGAAGCAAGAGGUUUAGAGUAUGAAGGGAUUUAUCGAAAAUCAGGCGGCGCAGCUCAAAUACGUGCUAUUCAACUUGCCUUUGAACAAGGUGAAAGUACCAAUCUUGAUAAUGAAGAAGAGUUUAAUGAUAUUUGUGCUAUUACAAGUGUUCUUAAACAAUAUUUUAGAGACUUGCCUAACCCUCUUUUCACGUUUGAGCUUUAUGACACCUUGAUUGAUAUAGCAACUAUGAAUCACAAUGAAAAGAAGAUAGAAGCCUUUUCAAACGCACUAUCAAAACUUCCAAAAGCUCAUUUGGAUACAGUCAUUCUUUUAUUUACACAUCUUAACAAAGUUUUCGAACAAAGUGAAAAGAAUCGAAUGAGUGUAAAGAAUCUUGCUAUGGUAUUUGCACCAACAUUGAUGCGUCAUAAUGAUCCAUCAAGAGAUUUCCUUGAUAUCAGUUAUAAAAAUGCCACUAUUGAAUAUAUUCUUUUACAUACUACAGAACUAUUCCCUAAUAUUACCACUAAUACUAUCUCUUAA
Messenger RNA from Cokeromyces recurvatus, 2742 nucleotides. RefSeq lists its product as uncharacterized. NCBI's taxonomy places the organism in Eukaryota, Fungi, Mucoromycota, Mucoromycetes, Mucorales, Mucoraceae. The record is from RefSeq and is a predicted model, not a curated record. The transcript is spliced from 9 exons. Gene Ontology annotation, biological process: signal transduction; regulation of GTPase activity. The coding region runs from base 1 to 2742 and encodes 913 amino acids. Gene Ontology annotation, cellular component: cytoplasm.